AUGAACUAUAAUUGUCUAAAUUAAAUUGAAGAAAAUAUAGAAAGUAUUAAAAAAAAUGAGAUUGAAGAAAGUAAAUCAAAUUCUUAUUUUAGUUUUUCCUUUGAUUCAAUUAGAAAAAGUUUCUGAAGCGAUUGAAAAAUUUAAGUAAAUAUUAGAAAUAUCCAAUCAAGAAGUGAUUUAUAACUAUUUAAGUAAAUCUCAUUUUUGAUAUUGUUAGAAGGCAUUAUAGAAAGAUAAAAGUUUUGUGAUAAAAUAUUUGAAUUUUAUGAUUGUGCAAUCUAAAAAUAUCCUUCUCAAUAUCAAUUUUUGUAAUUAAAAGGUAAUAUGAUUAAUUAUUACAUGAUAGCAUUAGCAAUAUCUAAAUUUAAAAAUGUUAAUGACUCUUUAGAUUUUUGUGAUGACAUAAUUUCUAUGUAUCCAUAAUAAAUAGAUACCUAUAUUAUAAAAUGUACCAAUAUAUAUAAUUAAAUUAAGCAAAUGCUUUAAAAAAACUUGGGAGAUUACAAGAAAAUAUAGAAAUGUGGAAUUAAUUUACUUCUUCGUAUCCGGAAUUUGUUGAAGGCUAUAAUUAAUUAAGUUUUAAUUUAUAAACAUUCAUUAGCUUAAGCAUUAGAGGCAGAUUAUAAUUACGAAUAACUGAUAUAAGUUUGUGAUAAAGCUAUAAAACAUUUUCCAGAGUUACUUGUAUUUUAACAAAAAAAAGGUAAAAAAAAUUUCAAAUUAAUUAGCUUAAUAUCUAAUUCAAACAAAAUCUUUUCUUUCAGCCAUACAAAUUCUUGAUGAAUUAAUUUAAAAAAAUAAGAAAGAAGCUAAAUAUUAUAAAUUGAAAAGUUUUUAUAAAUCAAAAUCAUGUUAGUAAAAGCAAUGACAAAAUACAAGUAGAACUUAUUAAAGUAAUAUGAUGAGAGUAAUCAAGAAUCAAAGUUUAAAAUCCUUUAUGGUAACUAUAUUAAUUUUGAAAUCAAGAUUAAACAAAUGAAUAAAUUAGAUAAUGUUAUAAUGAAGGAAUUUUAGAAACUGAUGAAGAAACUUUAUAACGUUUUAGAAGUAAUUAUUUAAUGAUAAUUUAGUUGACUUUUUACUUGAAAUUAAUGAAAAACAAGAAGCUAUUUAUUUUACUGAUAAAUAUAUUGAGAAAUACCCAAAAAAUGUUGAAGGAUAUUAAUACAAAGGUAUGAAAGUAAUUAUUUAGCAAAUAUCUUAUUUGAAGAGAAAAAAUUUGAGUAAAUUAUUGAGUUAUAUGAUCAAGCCAUUUUUCAUUCUCCUACUAAUUUUUAGUUGUAAUAUGAAAAAGGUUGAUUUAGAUAAUUAUAUCUUUAGCAUUAUAUCUAGAAAAAUAGGAAAGAUGGGUUGAUGCAUUAAAAUGUAUUAAUUUAGCUUUAAAAAUAUCUCCUUAAUCACUUCAUUUGUAUUUAUAAAAAUGUACUUAUAAAUAUCUAUUUUUAGUUCAAUCAUUAGCAUAAUUAAAUCAUUUUAAGAAAGCCAGACAAUGUUGUAGAAUGAUUCCUAAUUUAUAUUAUGAUACUGACCAAGAAAUGGCUUAAUGCGAUUUUUGA
Paramecium sonneborni is the source of this 1556-nucleotide messenger RNA. The record is from the annotation of a GenBank genome assembly. NCBI's taxonomy places the organism in Eukaryota, Ciliophora, Oligohymenophorea, Peniculida, Parameciidae.